Messenger RNA from Maylandia zebra (zebra mbuna), 4035 nucleotides. It is a transcript of the gene tbc1d31, whose product is annotated as TBC1 domain family, member 31. The record is from RefSeq and is a predicted model, not a curated record. Gene Ontology annotation, biological process: cilium assembly. NCBI's taxonomy places the organism in Eukaryota, Metazoa, Chordata, Actinopteri, Cichliformes, Cichlidae. Gene Ontology annotation, molecular function: protein binding. Gene Ontology annotation, cellular component: ciliary basal body.
CCAAUAAAAUAAACAAAACAAUAACAAGUGAAUACAACCUGUUCGUAGGGGGUCAGCUAAACCUUUAGGGCACUACUUAAAUCUGAAUUACAUUGCUAAGCCUUAAUCGAGGGCAUUAACGGUUUCUCUCAUUACCGCACUUCGUCAAUGUUACUCUUUUAAAUUUGCCGCUGUUUACCCCGCCUGUAAAAAGAUUAGCCGGCUAACCUGCUAGCGGGGAAGCCAUGCUAUUUCAUAGUGACAUUAAGUUAACCCAAGCGGUGUUUUGUAAAUUUACCUCCUGAACUGUGUGGACUUUUUUGAAAAUGGAGGUGACGGACAUUGGGAACAAAGAGGAGGGUAAAAUCUGGCAUCGAAAACCAACACCGGGGAAGAGUGUGUUAGUGACUGUGGUCCGCACUGCUCAGCAGGCCAAGACGGUGCGUUUCCUCCACGUGGCCUUCGACACCACUGGUGAUUCCUUCCUGGCUGGGGAUCACCAUGGCAACAUUUAUGUUUUUGACAUCAGUAGAAACAGAUUUCGGCUGGUGCAGAAAACAGGACAGGCGUGCACUUCUUUGGCAUUUAGCCUCCGCAGGACUACAGAGUUCCUCGUGGCUUUGGCUGACUACACUAUUAAAUGCUUCGACAAAGACACUAAGCAGCUGGUGAGUUGGAUGCGAGGUCACGAGGGAGCAGUCUCAUCCAUCUCCGUCCACAGCUCAGGCCGCUAUGCAAUCACCACAUCCUCAGACACAGCGCAGCUCUGGGACCUGGACACGUUCCAAAGGAAGAGAAAGCUCAACAUCAGGCAGUCUGUAGGCAUACAGAGGGUGUUUUUCUUGCCUCUCAGCAACACCAUCCUCAGCUGUUUCAGUGAUGAUUCCAUCUUUGCGUGGGAGAGUGACACACUUUUCUGCAAAUACCAGCUCCCUGUUCCCGAUUGUGGACCCAGAAUCUUCUACAAGGCCUUUGCUGUCACACGUGACGGUAAGAGCCUUGCAGCAGGUGGGCGCUCCAACCUGCUGCACCUGUGGUGUCUGGACACCAAACAGCUGCUCAGGGUGAUUCAGAUGCCCACGCAGGUUCGAACUGUCAGACAGCUGGAAUUCCUGCCCGACAGCUUCGACGGAGGAGCCAGCCAGACACUGGGUGUGUUGAGCCAGGAUGGUGUGAUGCGGUUCAUCCACAUUCACACAUGCAAGCUUCUCUUUCACGUGGGUUCCCAUGAUGAAUCCAUCACUACAGUGGCAGUAAGCCCUAACGGCCGACACAUUGUGGCGAUCAUGGAUAAUGGAAGCGUCAAUAUCUACAGCGUCCAGAGUCUCACGCAGGAAUUAAACAAGCCGCCUCCCUCUCAGGUGGCAGUAGUCUCUGGUGGUGAAGCUGAUCAGGACUUUUCAAACCUAAAGGUCAAGGUAAGGUCAGAGGCUGUUCAAAGACCAACCAAGAGUUCAGGCAGACGCACACAAGUGAAGACCCUUAGACCUCCUGCUGGGACUACAGCUGAGGAUAAAGAGUUUCUUUGUGAACAGAAUGAACUUCCAGCUGGUCUAAAUAAGAAGAGACUGGUGGCUCUGCUAAAGGCAUUUGGAGAAUACCCAGCUAAAUACAGAAUGUUUGUGUGGCGGUCCUUGCUGUGCCUGCCAGAGAAUCAUGCAGCAUACAGCAGUCUGACAGACAAAGGCCUACAUUCAGCCUUCCUCACUCUGCAUGAGAAAUACCCCAUCAAAAGUCACAAACUGCUGAGAGGAUUGCAGAGGGUGUUGUCUGCUUUAGCUCACUGGGCAGCCAUCUUUGGAGAGGUGGAAUACCUUCCUCUGGUAGCUUUUCCUUUUGUCAAGCUCUUCCAGAACAAUCCGAUGCUCUGCUUCGAAGUGGUGGCCACUGUCAUAGUGAACUGGUGCCAGCACUGGUUUGAGUAUUUCCCCAACCCUCCACUGAAUAUCCUGAACAUGGCAGAGAAUGUCCUGGCUCAUCAUGACAAGGAGCUGCUGCAGCACCUGGUGGACUGUGGCGUUACUUCGCAGCUCUUCGUGUGGCCCCUGCUGGAGACCUUCUUCUCAGAGGUUCUGACUCGGGAUGAGUGGCUGAAACUGUUUGACAACAUUUUCUCCAACCAUCCAUCAUUUCUGCUGAUGGCCUGUGUGGCUUACAUCAUCUGUUGCCGUGAGCCUCUCCUCCUCUGCUCACAGAAGCAAGACUUUGAGUAUUUCUUCCACCAUCGUAACAACCUGGAUGUUGGAGCAAUGGUAAAGGAGGCCUACCGACUCAUGAGCAGCACACCAGCUGACAUCCAUCCCAGGGCCAUGCUCUCUGACUUUACACCACUGACCAAAGGCCAGUACCCUGUGUUCAAUCAUUACCCAGAAUUCAUAGUGGAAUACCAAAGCAGGGAGAAGGAGAAGAUACGACUGCAGGAGAUGGAGUAUCUCAGAGAGAGGCAGGAGGUGUCAGCAAUGCGUGCAGAUUUUUUACGUCGCCAGGCUGAAGAGGAGGCCUUUUAUGCACAACAGGAGCUGCUGCAGAAAGCAGAAGAACAGCGCAGAAACAUUCUGUCACAGGAAGAGGAGAGACUGACACAGCAGAGGGCAAAGUUGGCCGCCAUGAAGAGAGAGCUCAAGGUGAAGGAGUUAGAGCUGCUGGACACAACCAGAAGACGCUUUCUCAAACACCAGCAGGACCUGAGAGCCUCACAGUUACAAAGACUAGACCAGGAGAUCAGCAGGAAGAUGACUCUUUAUGACCAGGAGACAGCUGCAGCAGUCCAGGAUCUCGAGGUCAGACAGAUGGAGAUGGAGGUUCAAAGGAAACAACUUGAACAGCGUUUGUUGAAAGAGCAGGAGCGUGCAGGACGAGAGGACGAGGAGCAAGUGGAGAGGAGAACGAGGCCGGCGGAAAGAGAGGGAAAGAGUUGCACAGAGCUGCUGCGUAACGCUGAGGAAGACAUGCAGAGCCGGGAGGAGUUCCUCGGAGGGGCACGUCAGCUGGGCCUGGAGUCAGACUGGAGGGAGGUGAGGGAACGCCUGCAGCAGGCAGACUCUGGGCAGGACAGGACGAGAGAGGGACUGACAGAGACGGACACUGUGGGAGAUGUGGCAGGAAGGAAGUGGGAUGAGGUGAUGACUCUCAGAGCUCUGCUACAGGAUCAUCACCAACCAUGCCCUUCAGCAUUUACAGAUGGUGAGGGGCAGACGAGGAUAAGGUCACCGUGUUUGAGUAGAGACCCUCUACACAGACACGGUGCCGUCACUCCUGUCAGGACUAACUCCUUCACCACUGCGAGACCAGCAGGAAGUCAGGUGUUGUGUCUGAACAGCAGCUCACCCUCAGAGAGCACCUCCACCAACUUCUCACUGGACCGAGGUCGGGCCCAGCUGGACAGCAGUGAGAGAGAACUGCUGAAGGAAAUCAGAGAACUGAGACAGAAGCUGGCAGCAAGAGCCAAAGAGGGCAGCUCUGCCUCCUCACAGUCUGUCCACACACUGUCCUCCCAGUGACCACAACUCCCUCAAACUCUGGCUUCACAGAGUCACAGAAACAUAUUCUUAUCUCGAGACCUCUGGAACAGACGGACAGUGAAUCAGACCGAUGAGCUAACUGCUUCCAAAGAAUGUUUUUGCCAUCCAUCCCUCCACCUUAAAGUACAAAUGCAGUCAAACAGCUUCCACUCUUCAUCCUCAUGAAAACUCAUGUUUUAGCAAAACACAAGUCGAGAACAGAAACAGUUUAUUUCAGUUUCUGGCUUUGUUUGUGCUUCAUGUCAUGUGCACAUUGUUGCUCGCAUCAACCUGUAAUGUUUGGGUGGUUCUCUCAAAAACCAGCUUUGACUAUUUUUCUUUAAGCAGUGUGUAAGACCAUCUGACAUACUCUCGGUACUGUGUGUAACGGACUCACACGCUUCUUCUGCAGAGUCCAUAGUGAAGAAUAAACUGUUUAAAUUUGCUGUCAUGUUUUUAACAGAUGUGCAGUUCUUACAUGAGUCCUUUUUUACUUUAAUGUAUUUUGUAUUUGCUUUAUUUAAAAUCUAUUUACAUAAAAACAUUUAAAAAUCUG